Centruroides sculpturatus (bark scorpion) is the source of this 1234-nucleotide messenger RNA. RefSeq lists its product as uncharacterized. Gene Ontology annotation, molecular function: nucleic acid binding; zinc ion binding. Lineage: Eukaryota; Metazoa; Arthropoda; Arachnida; Scorpiones; Buthidae. The annotation marks the transcript as partial. The record is from RefSeq and is a predicted model, not a curated record. The transcript has a single exon.
AAUUCUUCAAAAUCUGAAACAUCUACCAAUGUACUGCCACCAAAGGAGGUCACUUCCUCCAAUCAACCAACCUACCUUAUUGUUCACGCUACAGGAGAAACACCUUUGUCUAAACGCUCUCCUUUUUUAAUCCAGAAACUUUUUGAGUCGACCAUUGGGCACCUUAAAAAAAUCCAAAAAUUGAGGUCAGGAGAUCUACUUGUGGAAACAGCCUCCCCUCAACAGUCAGAAAAACUCUUGAAAAUGAAGUCUCUAGGAGACAUACAAGUCACCAUCACACCACAUACAAGUUUGAACUCUUCACGUGGUGUGAUAUCUGAAAUUGAUCUGAUGUCUGAGGAUGAAUCAGAUAUCCAGAUUGGUCUUUCAGAUCAAGGUGUUACUGCUGUUCGACGCAUCUCCAUUCGUCGAGAUGGCAAGUUAAUUCCUACUAAACACUUAAUUUUAACCUUUAACAAACCAACUUUGCCAUCUGCUAUCACAGCAGGUUAUCUGCGCUGCCCACUUCGUCCGUAUGUUCCAAAUCCGCUGCGUUGCUUCAAAUGCCAGCGAUUUGGACAUUCACAAACAUUCUGCCGUGGGAAAAGUACAUGCGCACAGUGCGGAACUGAAAGCCACGAGAGUAUCGAGUGCACCAAUUCUCCAUGCUGUGUGAAUUGUAAAGAUGCCCAUCCUGUCUACUCAAGGAAAUGCCCUGCAUGGCAGAGAGAAAAGGAGAUUCAACGGGUAAAAACCACAAAUAAUAUACCAUACCCAGAAGCCCACCGCAUGGUCAGUCACUCAAACUACAACAUUAAAACAAAAAACAUUUGCUUCUGUUUUGAAAGCUACAAAAACAUGUGGAGUUCAAACAGAUAUUUCUGUAUCACCAAGUGAAUCUCUUACUCGCCACGCAAGAUGUUUACUGAUCCCACCUACACAAGCAGAAGAAAUGGCAAACACAAAGACCAAAACUCCUGUAACUAAAACAGGGGUAACAACCAGAAAUGUGGGUUUUAAAAAGGCUAAUAAGAACCCACUGAACAAACAAAAAUUGAAAGCAGCCCUCUCUAAAUCAAAGAGAUCAGAGACUCAAUCCAUGAGUGAGUUCUCUGAUAUUUCUGAUGAAGAGAAUAAUAUGGAGGGGACCCAACCACCCUCACCUUCAAAAGGAAAAUCCUCAGUAAAAUUGAAGAGGGACACUUUUGCGAAGACUGCUGCCUCAAACACAUAAUGGAUUAUAAAAUAAUUCAAU